This is a messenger RNA of Amphiprion ocellaris (clown anemonefish), 10581 nucleotides long. RefSeq names its product G protein-coupled receptor 185 b (gene gpr185b). Bases 390 to 1457 code for a protein of 355 amino acids. Gene Ontology annotation, molecular function: G protein-coupled receptor activity. The transcript is spliced from 2 exons. NCBI's taxonomy places the organism in Eukaryota, Metazoa, Chordata, Actinopteri, Pomacentridae. Gene Ontology annotation, biological process: G protein-coupled receptor signaling pathway. Gene Ontology annotation, cellular component: membrane. The record is from RefSeq and is a predicted model, not a curated record.
CAGAUAAAGUUGCUCCGCUGAAGGUGAAGUCCGUUCCUCUCCCCUCCGUGAUUCACACACGCCGACCGAUGACGGCGACCGGAGGGGGAGCGGAGACUUCUGACGUCAGAGGGGGAGAAUGACACGCGCGGGCCAAUCAGGGGCCGAGGAUGCUGCAGCGCGAGGACGGAGCCGCCGACAGAGGGCUAAUAACCAUGCCAACCGAGGAAUAUAGCGCGCGCCGCUGACUUAGAGGGGAGGAAAAAAAAGAAGAGGGGAAGAAACGAGAGAGAGAGAGAGAGAGAGCGAGUGAGGGGGGGAAGCCCUCCGAGAAGAACACCUGAGAUAACCGAGGACCAGACCGGAUCCUGGUUUCCUUCAGGGGGGGAAGAAGAAGACACGGAGCUGCUAUGAUUCUCUCGUUGGUGGCAGCUGCAGCCAUGAGUGGCGGCGGCGGCAGCCUCAACUCCUCCUCUCCCCUCGACCCCUUCGACUCCUCCACCUCCUGGAGCCUCGGUGAGGAUCCCUUCAACUCCUCCUCGGAACCGGUGGUUCGAACUCUGACCCCCGACCUCCAGCCGGCGACCACAGCCGUCGCCAUCCAGGAAGUCAGCCCCUGGGACAUUGCGCUCUGCGUGACCGGGACGCUCAUCUCCUGCGAGAACGCCCUGGUCAUCGCCGUGCUGUUCUACACGCCGACGCUCCGCGCUCCAAUGUUCAUCUUGAUCGGGUCGCUGGCGGUGGCGGACCUCCUGGCCGGCCUGGGCCUCAUCCUGAACUUUGUCUUCGCCUAUUUGGUCGACAGCUCGGUGGAGUUUGUGACUUUGCUGUCAGUCGGACUGCUCAUCUCGGCCUUCUCAGCGUCCGUCCUCAACAUCCUCGCCAUCACGGUGGACCGGUACCUGUCGCUGUACAACGCCCUGACCUACCACACUGAACGGACUGUCACCUUCACCUACGUGAUGGUGAUCUUCAUCUGGGUGUCGUGCCUCACGCUGGGCUUGCUGCCGGCGCUCGGCUGGAACUGCUUGAGGGACGAGUCCACGUGCAGCAUCUGCCGGCCCGUCACCAAAAACAACGCCGUGGCGCUCGCCGUCACCUUCCUCCUGGUCUUUGCCCUGAUGAUGCAGCUCUACCUUCAAAUCUGCAAGAUCGCCUUCCGCCAUGCGCAGCAGAUCGCGGUGCAGCACCAGUUUGUGGCCAUCUCCACCACCAAAGGCGUCUCCACACUGUCGGCCAUCCUGUGUGCCUUCGGGGCGUGCUGGCUGCCGUUCGCCAUGUACUCCAUCGUGGCCGACUCUAGCUACCCCGUGAUAUACACCUACGCUACGGUCCUCCCGGCCACCUGCUGCUCUGUGAUCAACCCCAUCAUCUAUGCGUUCCGAAACCCGGACAUCCAGAAGUCGCUGUGGAUGGCCUGCUGCGGGUGCGUCCCAUCCAACCUCUCCUUAAGACCCAGGACCUCCAGUGAUGUGUAGCAGGGUCGGUUGGUGUCUGUUUGGCACGACGCUAGACGCUGAGUCGGGGUUGUAGGAGGGCGAGGACGGGACGGGAGCGAGAGCCAGCGAGGAGAAAGGUUGAAGGUCACGGCUGAGGAAAGAGAUUUUCCUCUCCUCAUAUCAGGGCUGGAGGGCUGACGGUGAACGCUCGGCUGGCCACAGGAAAAGUGGCAGAUGAGGCAGAAGAGGACGGUGCAUGGUCAAAAAAAAAAACAAUAAAAAGGUAGAGCUAACAUAGAUCAUGUGUAGCGUGGAGGACAGAGCGACGGAGGCGGCGUGAAACCAACUGCAAAAGCCUGACUGAAGGUAUCCUUGUGGCGGUUGUGGGGACUGCAGAAGGGGGGCGUGUCCUGCGACCUCCUCCACGAUGCGAGAAGUGAGGCCUACUUCUCAAGAGUAGCAUAAACGUGAAGGUGAGAUUUACAAAGAAGUGUACUAAAUCUCCACAGGACCUGAGCUUGGGCAGCACUGCAUGGUUAUGCAAUCAGAAGGAGUGAAGCAGUCUUAAAAUACCGUCUGUGUUUUCACUGAUGUGUUUGAAAUUAAGUGGUGUGUGGAUAAAAAUACAACGAGCUAAAUAUACACAAUGAAUGACCUUGAGUAUUCUCAGUGAGCUACCUUUGCAGUCUUCUCCUGUUUCUAAAAAAGAAAAUAUCCUCCCUUGAAACAUUUUUAACAACUAUGUUCCCUUGAUCUGAUGCAGAUUAAGUAACUCAUGAGCCCAUUCUGACUUUUCCCAACGCCAGUCAAAGACAGAAUAUUACUGCAUGAAGUCGCAGCAAAAUAUGUCACGAUUCGAAGGAAAAACAACUGCUAAUCGCAUGCCAUCCCCCCUCAAACAAAAUCUAAUCUAGCAGACUCCGAAUGCACACAUAACCCCGGCGGGUUUGCGAAAAACCUAGAGAGGGAUUUCCAUUCUUAGGCGGGCAUGUGUUGUCCUUGGCGCGAUGGAAUCAAAUCUGCUCUGCGUCGGAGAAAAAUGCUGUUUUUUUUUCUCGGGCUGCCGCUGCGCUGCGACUGUGGAGCAGAGAGGAGCUGAAUCCAGCUCCAAGGACAGCGGCACUGCAGAGCGCCGCUACCCUGGGAAUGCUCUCUGCUGUAGGGGGGAGAGAGCGCCGGAAAGUAGGCUACGCUGUUCUCUACACCGCCUCGACAGGGGAUGAGGGGUUUUAAAGGACCAUCUUCCAACCCAUUCGGUGCUAAUUGGCUGCUUUCUCAUGAUGGUUGAAGGUAUUUCUGACUUUUUUUGCCUUUAAGAGACAAACAACAUUAAUAUGACUAAAUGUCCAAAAAACUAUAUUCUUGUACAGCUCAACUGCAUUCGCGUUUGAAUUUUCAAAAGAAUGUAGCAGACAAGGCGUCCAGCUUGAAGGUGGCUAAUUAAGUCAUCACCAGGGGUUAAGUUUCUGCACCAAAAUCUGCAACUACACAGCUAUGUUUAGGAAAAUGUGAUGUUUUGGUCGAAGCUUGGUGAUGUUUAGGCACCAAAACUGGUCAGCUAGCAUGAUUUGGGGUUAAAAUCAGACCGAUUUUUAAAGCUUCUCCUCCACUUUCAGGAUCACAUCACAUUUAAUAAAUGGCUGGUUUCACUGAAAAGCAAUAAAACAAACAGCAAAGAUACACUACCAUUCAAAAAUUUGGGGUCACUUAGAAAUGUUAUUUUUGAAAAAAAAGAAAAAACCAAUAUAUUUUUAUUAUUAUUAUUAUUAUUAUUAUUAUUAUUAUUAUUAUUAUUCUAUAAAACGAUUUCAUCCCAAAACAGAAACAUAAAAGGACAAUUUGAGCAGGAAGUCACCUUAAAAUCCCACUCGUCAAUAUUGUGCUUUGUGUUGAGAACAUUUGCAGACAGAUGUUUAUUAAAUUAGACCAUAAAACUACACUUAAAAUACGACAUCUCUAAUUGAUUAAGCUUGAAAUUUAUGUCAAAUAAUUGGUUUAUUUGAAUUCAUGGUGUGCUUAGAAUCAACAAAUUUAGUAAUAGUUAGAUUUGACAUCUCAUUUUGGAAUAAAAAAACAAACUAAAAAACAGUCACCAGUUCAAAUUUUGAACUUUUUUUUAAAGGCUUGCUUAAAUUGCAUUAAAAACAACUCACGUUGUGGAUUUUGUUAAUUAAGUGUUUUGACACAUAGGCUACUGUUCAAAAGUCUGGGGUCACUUAGAAAUGUCCUUAUUUUUGAAAGAAAAGCAGUUUUCUUUUUCAAUUAAGAUAACAUUAAAUGAAUCAGAAAUCCAGUCUAGACAUUGUUAAUGUGGUAAAUGACUAUUCUAGCUGGAAACAGCUGAUUUUUAAUGGAAUAUCUCCAUAGAGGUACAGAGGAACAUUUCCAGCAACCAUCACUCCUGUGUUCUAAUGCUACAUUGUGUUAGCUAAUGGUGUUGAAAGGCUCAUUGAUGAUUAGAAAACCCUUGUGCAGUUAUGUUAGCACAUGAAUAAAAGUGGGAGUUUUCAUGGAAAACAUGAAAUUGUCUGGAUGACCCCAAACUUUUGAAUGGUAGCGUAGGUUAAUGUUAAACAUAUUUGCAAUGCAUGAAACAAAUUGGUCGGAAAAAAGAUGUGUUUCCACCAAAAUGUGAUUGAAGAUGCAGGAAUGUACAGCUUUUAUUCUGAAAUCACUUCCAGAUCCUACUGGAAUCUGGAAGCUUUACCUCAUCGCAACUACAAAAAGAACAUCUAAUAUCGAGACCUGCCUUCUUUGAGAAUCAUCAAUCAGAACUUUCAUGCCUAACUUGGAACAACUGUCAUGUUAGUUUGCUGGAUUCAAGAUAAUUACUUAAAUUGAGGCACGGAAACCGACUCCCAUCACAAUCAGACUGUCUUUAAAUGUCUACCUGAGUGCGACCAUGACGCUGUCUUUGCUUGAAUCCCAGCAGCAGAACUUAUGGACAGAAAAAACAAAUACAACAUGUGGUAAACAAUGCAUGUGUAAAACAAGCCUUCUGUGUUUAUCUGCAUCGGCAUGACUCUGUUUAGGCCACAUGGCUCUAAAUUUAGAGGCAGCACUCUGGCUCCAUUUCCCGAUUGAUUCUACAUUAGCUCGAUCUAUACCGAAUGGCUCAUUUUUCAUCGGCUACAGUAUAUUUGCAGUUGUAUUGCAUUAAUGCAAAUUUUCUGUGCUUGCACUUAGUCCCGUAGAAUGCAUAACACAUUCAGGAGAAAUUAAAAUCUACAAAGAGGUUGUAAAAUACAGGUUCCUCUGGUUUGUGUUGCUCGCCUUCCUUCCAUUUUCAUUUCCCCGCUUGCAGCCUGUAGCUGGAUAUUUUCCUCGACACACUCUCCCUCUGAAGAAUAUCGCCGCUGUGCCCCGUGGCCGCUCCGACGGCUCGGCGGGUUAAUGAGAAAUGAGAGCGUUGAGGUGACGCGGCGUGAAAUAGAAACGCCAAGCGAGACGGCGCUUGAACGUAACCCUGGGUCACGUCCACCGCAAACCCAAUCAGGACGGCAUUAUUCCCUGCUGAAAGGGCAACGUGUAAGUUAAAUCCAGCUAAUGUUAACAACGUUUCCGUAAUAAUGGCGCUGGGAGUUGGCUUAAUGUACAGAGGACGUAGCGGUACGGCGUGAGGAUGAACUGCAGAGAUUCAUUGCCAACCUCCAUCUGCAUUUAAAUGAUCUGCAGAGAUAGAUUUCACUCUGAACAACCUCACGGGGAGCUACCGCGACUAAGCUGCCGGCUAAUAUACACUACCGUUCAAAAGUUUGGGGUCACUUAGAAAUGUCCUUAUUUUUUUCAAUGACGAUGACAUUAAAUGAAUCAGAAAUCUAGACAUUGUUAAUGUGAUAAAUGACUAUUCUAGCUGGAAACAGCUGAUUUUUAAUGGAAUCUCUGCAUAGGGGUACAGAGGAACAUUUACAGCAACCAUCACUCCUGUGUUCCAAUGUUGCAUUGUGGUACAAAAAACGGAGUUGUUAAGCAAGUUUGAAGCAAAUCUUUCCAAUGUUUUAAAGGAAAAUGCAAACUUUGCUUGUUUGCAUUAGCAGAUUUUGUGUAUCUUGUAUUUUCCACUAUUCAACCCUCUUCUGUUGGAGUAUAAACGUCCUUUAAGUUCGGAAAAAUGAGUCAAAUGUACAAAUAAGUUUUGACUAAUCUGUGUGAACUCAUGGUUAGAUUAGUUACCUAGCUAAGAAGCAUGCUAACCGGCUAAUCCACCUACAAAAAAGUCUUUACUGAACACAGUUAUGUUCAAUUCAGACCAGAAAAUGACAAAUGAAGCAAACAGCUCAGUAAACAGGAAACAGAAAGAAGCUUCACAAACUAUCAUGACCAAGUAGCGUUAGCAUGUUGCUAGCUGGCUAGCAUGUGGAAGCGACAGCGGUUCACACCCAAAACGCCAUGUUUUCAUGUAGCUGUUAACCAAGUUUGAAGCAAAUCUUUAAAAAUUCAAAAAGGAAAAUGUUAAUUAUGCUUGUUUGCAUUAGCAGAUUUGGUGUAUCUUGAAUUUUCCACAACUCAACCCCAUUCUGUUGGAGUAUAAACAUCUUUACAAUGAAAGAACAGUUCACAGAAUGUUCUGAAAAACGAGUUUUUGUGUCUGGGUGAACCCAAACUUUUUAGCGGUUGUGGACACGUGUAGGAGGUGUUCUGGCUUUGGGAAAAUAGUUUAUGGAAACUCUAUGGGCUGUAGAGUUUGAAGCUAUAUGACUACAUUAAAAAAAAAUAAUAGGGAGUUACUUCCAAAUUCAAUGCUUUCUACCAAAUAAAUCACAACAGUAGGCGAAAGCAAACACAAUGAAACUUUGAAAAUGGCGCACAGGAGAAGCAGGUACUAAGAUCCUGUUUUUUUUUCUACAGUGUAAAUUACAACCUACAGUAGAGGUGUUUUCUAUUUUUCUUGGCAGGAGCAAACAAUCAGUUGUCUUUGCAGCAGUUGUUAGCAGAACAACAGCUACACCAGUUUCUGUCAGAGAUUUUCUUUCAAAAGACAGAUUCUCUUUUUUUAAUUUGUGGGUUUUUUUGGCCUUAUUGGAACAAAAACUCCUUCGCAAUAACUGUAUUUUGCUGUGUACAAAAAGCCACAAUCGAGCAAUGGAGAGAAAAAGAGAAGUGGUCGGCUUGGAGGGAUUUGCAGAAUAGCUUAACGUAAACAUUUCAGAGCAACAAAUUGCAUAUCGUACUGUAUUUAAUAUUGCCUGACUGGGAAUUUCCAAAAUGCAUUUCAGCUGAAGUGAAUCAUGGAAGUAGGACAAAUCUAAAUAUGAAGUAAAUGCUCCAUUUCCAUUUAUAGAUGGUUUACUGCACACAGGAAUCUUGCAAUAUAAUUGAAUGUUCUCUCUCGCUAAAAUAAGCCUAAAUGGCAGAUGUUUAACGAGCGUGUCGUUGUAGAAUUUAAAUGUAAAUUCUGAGGAUUUCGGGAUCCAACAAGUUGCCGCUUCGACCACCUCUCUCGCUCUCUCUGCUGCUCAAUCACUGCAUUGAUAGAACUGCCUAAUGCUAAACCGCCUGCAUCAAUUAUUAAGUGAAAUACCUUCAAUUGCUCCAAAACAUGAGCAGGAUGGAAUUUGUUGCUUUCGAGAAGCUUCAUGAACUGUAGCACUGUGCGAGCGGGGCGAAAGUAAUUGAUCGCUGAGAGUUAAUUGGACGUAUUUCACGAUGGGAAACUGAUGCGGAUCCUAUUGGCACACAGUUCUCCUGUAUGCACUAUGACGUGUGAGACUUGCCUGGUCACGUGUUUGGAAAUGCUAGAUGGGACACGCAGAACAAUUAAAAAUCGAGGUUAAAAUCACAUCCGGUACAGUUCAGUGCAAAACAGUUCCUUUAGACGUCAGAUCUGCACUUUGAUGUAAGUUAAAAAUGUGACUAAACCGCUGUUAGCAUCAUGAAGUAGAAUUGGAUCACAAAGAAGUCUGAUUUUGUAGUUUGUUUAAGCCUUUGAAUGUGCCACACAGUGACGAAUUACAUGGAAAAAUGUCAGAAAUUUAGUCGCCAUUUUUAUCAUAAGCUCUUGAUUGUUUGAAAAGCUGUUGACUCCAGUUAAAGGGUGGGAAUGGAGAUGAAUUUUGACACUUGAAUGCUGCCUUCAAAUGGUGUUGACUGUGGUCCAAAUUAACAGACACCUCCUGAGUAGAAGUUUUCUAAAAGCUCCAUGUUUGCAAGACAUUUGCUGGUAUUUACAAAAAUAAAAAAGCCUUGGAAGUCGGCAUAUCAUGUCGUAAUCACAAUCCACAAAUGUUCCAUUUGAAGGUGUAAAAUUGGUCGUCGAACAGGCGGCCAGAGAAUCCAAAAUGGAGGAAGCUAGCAUAGCCUUUUUACUUUGCAUUUUCCACUCUUCAGCCCUCUUGGAGUAUAAACGUCUUUACAGUGAAAGAACAGUUCACAGAAGUUUCUCAAAAACAAGUCAAAUGUACAAAUAAGCUUUGACAAAUUUGUGUUAACUCAUAGAGAGUUACCGAGCUAGCUAAGAAGCAUGCUAACCAGCUAACCCACCUUAAAAAGUCUUUACUGAACACAAUUAUGUUCAAUUCAGACCAGAAAACGACUAAUGAAGCAAACAGCUCAGUAAACAGGAAACAGAAAGAAACUUCGUAAACUGUCAUGACCAAGUAGGAUUAGCAUGUUGCUAGCUGGCUAGCAUGUGGUAGUGACAGCGGUUCACACCCAAAAAGCCAUGUUUUCAUUAAGCAAGUUUGAAGUAAAUCUUUCAAAUGUCAUAAAAUUAGGCUCAUUUGCAUGAGCAGCUUUGGAGCUAAUAAACUGUGCUGCACAGUGUGGUCAGAAGGUGGCGCUAUAAAAGCUCUGACUAGAGAAAAAUUGUGAAAAGUCUUUAGCGAGUUCUAUUUAAUGUGAAAAGAUGUAAUUAUUUUUGGCAUCUCAGCUGAUAUCGGGUGUUCAACAACGGUGUUUCCAUCACCCAUGUUUUUUUCCCUGCAAAUUAAAAUUCAUCUGAAACUAGUGGAAAAAACAAGUUUAGCUAUUUUCAUGAAAAUUAUCUGAUGCCAGACUUGAAAUUGCACAUAAAUACACAUUAUGUUCAGUCAUUUGGUGACUUCUGAAGUCUGUUUUGGACAAAAACAUUCAAGCUAAAUGAGAAAUAAAAACAUCUUAGCUGAUUUUCAGCCAGUACAAAUGUCAGCUACGUGGCAUUUUAUCAGAAUAAACAAACUCAAAAUGUUUAUUUGAUCCAAUUCUGCAGGAAAACCCAAAAAGGGAAACAAACAACCAAAUCAGCAGCUAAAUAAAACUGACUGUUGAGCUGAUGUGAAUUUUACACAUUUGUCCCAUCUGGCAUGUCCAUCAAGCGGUUGUUUAACAAUUAAUAGCACUCAUCUGUGAAUACGCCACUACUCAGUCAACCAUUCCUGGGCAGGAGUGGAGUGACCACUCACUGUGUGUGUGUGUGUGUGUGUGUGUGUGUGUGUGUGUGUAUGAGUAAAUGAUUGUGUGUGUUGUCCACCCGGGAUCAUAGCCAAUUGUAAUGAAUCAUAACUCAACCCAACUCUCACUGUAAACACAAACACACGCCGAAUGGUUUCGUCAGCCGCUAUACAGGACUAUAAUUCAACUUUAAAGAAAAAAAAAACAAACGAAAAAAGAGAAACUACUGUUACAAGUGAGUAUGUGUGUGUGUUAUUUUUCUUAUGCAACGCUGUACAGAAAUGUAUAUUUUUGUAAUGUUCAUCAGGGGCAUGAGUUACAGGAACAUGGGCCGCUGCUGUGAGUCUGUUGUGAGUGUGAGUGGGUUUCUUCCUCUUCUUCUGUGUUCUUCCUGGAAACAAAAGUUUAUUGUGUCGGGACAUGCUGAAAAAGUGCCAUACUUCUUUGACUUUCUAGUGUCUUAUUUUUUUUGUGUGCAUACACGUUUAUUGGAGGGCGACGUCUUCAGAGUCCGAAUCAGUGGAUCUGUAUACAAAAAUAAAAGCUAACAACGCGAUAAAGACAGAAGAAAAAAAACAGACUGUGAUGUUAUUGAUCACUACACUGAGCAAACAAGAAAAAAAAACUAAUCGCCACUUGAGAGAGCUAAAAUGUCUGCAGAGACGGAGGCGGCACGUUAGCAGCGUUGUACGUCAGAGUCAGGUUUCCAGUGACGUCAUAUUGUCUGAGUCGUGUCUAAAAGAGAAGCAGGUCGUUUCAAAGACAUCCCCUCCUCUUCCUCGCUUUUUUCCCUCCUCAUCAUCCUUUCAAACACUGUCCUCUUCGCAGUUUCAAACAUUCCCCCUUCUCUCUCCCUUUUCCCCCUCCUUCAGCAUCAUUCUCUCACUUCUUCGCAUCAUUAGUCGGUCGUUUUCUAUCCUCGACACCUUCAUCUCUUUCUGAUCUCCUCUUUCUCCGUCUAAAAAUCUUGCUAUCGUCGGCCUGCAGCAGCUAGUCGGUCAGGCACAGUCUAAAAAUAGUUCCCCUGAAAGCAGAUUAAAAAAGAAAAGGAGGUAAAUAUAUAAAAAUUCUUCUUUUUCUUUUUCAUCUGUCCCUGUUAACUUUCAUUUUGCCCUUGUGUCCUUUGCUCUUCCUUUUCUAUUUUUAUACCGUCUCCUCUUCCUUCUUUUUUUGUUGUUGUUUGUGAGCACAAGUAUUUACAUAAAGUGUUUUUUUUUAAAAAGCAGGGUUUGGGGUGAGUGCCUACAGUAAAUAAGUCAGUCAGGAGAGGUUUCCCCUUUGUGACCUACAACCAAGCAGAGAUUGUCAAUCAAAAAAGAAAACAAACAAAAGCAAAACCAUUACAGAGCUAAUUUUCUAUCGGACCGAGUAUGGCCUUCAUAGAAAAACAUUGUUUUAUGCAUCGAUAUCGUCGGAUGAGAAGCAGCACGUGUGCACAAGCAUCACUUGUUUUAAACUCCUCGAGGCGAGGGUGAUAUUGGCUAACGAUACUGUGAUGUCCUGAUACAGUGUCCUUGAAUCAUGUUUUGUUUACUUUAUUGUCAUUAUUACUACUGUGCUUUCUCUUUGAUUUCCUCUUCCGAAGUUUGUGUCGUGAAACGAUCGAUUAAAAAGUACAAAAUGCACUUUAUAAGAUGGACAUGUUACACAUUGCACUUGUAAAUGUCGAAUGUAAAACCUUGAAGAGAAAGAUUUAUUUUUACUAUUGUAAAUAAAUGAGAAGAAAAAAGACUGCAAAAUAAAAAAAAAUGGGAGAAUAAUUUGCCAAAUAAACCGAGAGCAACAAAAGAACAAA